This is a messenger RNA of Adineta steineri, 516 nucleotides long. Lineage: Eukaryota; Metazoa; Rotifera; Eurotatoria; Adinetida; Adinetidae. The record is from the annotation of a GenBank genome assembly.
AUGCGUAUCGCACUCGCAGUACUUCUUUUAUUCAUCGCUUAUGCUGCUAGUUAUCCAUCACUUCGUGAUAUAACGGCAGAUGAUGAAGAAAACAACAAUGGUUUAGAAUUAAAACUCCGUUCACUUUUAAAUGAACUUGAGGAUGAACAAGACAGUAAUGAACAAAUGGAACGAUCAGUUUCAUCAGAUGAAGAUGAUGAUGAAGAUUCUUCAUUUAGCAAACGACAAGUUAAAAAAGAAACAAAAUGUGAAAUUGAAUGCGUUCAUAAAGAACGAUUUCCAUCUCGCGGCAAAGGCAAAACAAUUAAAGAAGCUGCUAAAACUUGCAAAAAUAAAUGUGUCAUCCCAGGCAAAAAACAUGGCGGAAAACAUGUCGCCCCAAAAAAGCCUGGUCAUAAAAUGAGUUUACGUGAAUUACUUGAUAAUGAUAGUAACAGCAGUGAAGAACAACAAAAUGAUCGUCGAGAAUUUUAUGAUUAUCUUAUGGAACAAAUUCAACGUAAUAAUAAGGAAUAA